This is a messenger RNA of Electrophorus electricus (electric eel), 2297 nucleotides long. RefSeq names its product solute carrier family 22 member 15-like. Gene Ontology annotation, cellular component: membrane. Gene Ontology annotation, molecular function: transmembrane transporter activity. NCBI's taxonomy places the organism in Eukaryota, Metazoa, Chordata, Actinopteri, Gymnotiformes, Gymnotidae. The record is from RefSeq and is a predicted model, not a curated record. Gene Ontology annotation, biological process: transmembrane transport.
ACCUGACUGAGCAGACUUCAUUUAGUAAACCGAUGUGAGAUGUUAAGAUCUGGGAUUACUUAUCUGGACAAUGGAUUUGGAAGAGGCUUUUCAAGUGGUCGGAGAGUUCGGCCGACACCAGAAAGUGAUUGAUACCGUUUUGAUACUGCUCCAGAUCUACAUGGCUUGCCAGUCCAUGCUAAUUGUGCUGGUGGGCGCCGUUCCAGAGUACCACACAGAGCCCGUCACGGACAGCAGCGGAGGUGAUGUAACGCAGUCCGUCACGUUUACGGAUGACGUGAACUCCAUCGUGACGGAGUGGUAUCUGGUGAACCAGCAGGCCUACAAAGUUAGUCUGGCGGGAUCUCUGUUCUUCACCGGUGUGCUCGUCGGGAACGUGCUCUUUGGGCCGCUCUCCGACAGGAUCGGGAGAAAACCCGUGUUCCUCACAGGCAUGUUUUUCGAGCUCCUCUUUGCCUACGGCAGCGCCCUGGCGCCCAGCUACGAGCUCUUUGCCCUGUCCCGCUUGUUGAUGGGCAUGAUGAAUGGGAGCAUGGCUCUGGUCUGCUUCAUCCUCUCUCAGGAGUAUGUGGGGAAGUCCUACUGGGCCCUGACAGGAACGCUGACUAACAUGACAUUUGCCGUGGGCAUUGCGUUGUUCGCUCUGCUUGGUUACAUUAGGCAGUGGCGUAACCUAGCAACGGCAGUCAACUGUCCCGGCGUGCUGCUCUUCCUGUUCUGCAUCGUCCUGCCUGAGUCGCCACGCUGGCUAUACUCCAGGGGGCGCUCUUCGCAGGCCGAGCGUGUGCUGCAGGCUUUCGCGGUGCGGAAUGGCAAGGGCCGGGUCACGCUGAAGUUGCGUCGCGUGCUCAGCCCGGCUGGCCCUGACGCGUCCGGCCCGGGGCUCUUCCGGCUGGCCACUCACCCUGUGCUCCGCUGCAGGACUCUGGUCCUCAUGUUCGUCUGUCUCGUGUACUAUGGCCUGACGAUGAAUGCGAGUGCGGACAGGGGAAGUCGCUAUCUUAGUGUAGCCAUGUACGGUCUGGUGGAGCUGCCUGCCUACCCACUAUGCAUUUAUGUCAUCAACAAGCCCUGGUCUCUUCUGUCUCUUCUCCAUGGCUGUUCCUGUUCACUCUGCACUCCCAGGAACAGCUUGACCUCUUCAGGGAGAUCAAAGCUACUCAGCAAGCCUUGCUGGAGGUGGUGGUGUUUCCCUACAAGCUCAGGUCUUCUACCAGAGGCCUGGGAGCUUGAGAGUCCUGCGUAGUAUCUUAGCUGUUCCCAGGACUGCACUCUUCUGGACAGACAUCUAGGAUGUUGUUCCUGGCAUUUGCUGGAGCCAUUGGGGGUCAUUUGGGAUGAAACCCUCCGUACAUUGUGAGACAUUUCCUUGUUUUGAUGUCAAUGGCUUCUAUCUCCUCCUUUGGCUGCCUUUUUAUUCCAACGGGGUAUCUGAUAAAUGGCAGAGCCUAGGUGUUGAUAGCCUGGAUCUUGGUUCUCCCAUUCAGCUGACUUCUUGGGACUUGCCUAACUCUUUGUAGGUCCCCCAACAUCUGACACAGAACUUGCUGACCCAGACAACAUCCAAGCCGCUGUGAAUCUCUUGAUUAGGCACAACAACAUGCAACUAGAAGGCUUAGAACUACACACAGUGAGACUGCAUAAUAUGCAGACAGAAAAGCGGAUCUUAAAUACACAAGGAGGGGUCAGUAGACUGAGAAUAGGCACAAUCAAUAAGCAGGGUAGUUAUAUCUAGUUGGCAGAAGUUGGCUGGAGGAUCAUAGGAGUUGGAGUCCAUGACAGAAGCAGUACGGGAAAUGGAAGAAUCAGGUGAGACAUAUUUUAUUAUAGUUUGCUGCACAGGCACGUGCAAUCAGCAGAGGAAAAAUGUCAAAAUACAGUGGCAGAGAGCCAUCAAGCAAGGGAAAAAGGAACUGCAUGCACCUGAUCACAUAACCAUUGGGGUUACUAUCUGGUUCUUCAGUGCAUGACAGUUUAUUCUCGAGAGGAAUGUCAACUGUAGGUAUGGUAUUAUCUAUGACAUUGUUACUAUCUUAUUGUAGUGAUACGCAGUGAGAACUGAUCUGUCUUGGUUUAAUGGACAUUUAUAUACACUUAUAUCGUGAUCUUUGUAAUACUCAAGGACGCUUCACAAUCAACACCAUACAAUCCUUUUACAUCUAGUCAGCAUAUUAUGGUCGUUUUACUCUCACAGCGUACAUAACACAGGAAACCUCUUUACCCCGGUACGGUGCGCACACGCCCACGCACACACACACACACACACACACACACACACACACACACGAAUCAUCACU